UCGUGAACGCGCCCCGGGUCGCGCAGGAUGUUGUUGUUAGCUCCAGCGGUGCAGGAGAAAAUGCUGUAGUCUCACACAUCUGGAGGUUUUUAAGUAAUGGGCUGAGAUCCUCCCUCAUUCAACCCUCUUUCAAAAUGGCGAGAGACAGAAAGUGCAUCCUCUGUGAAACGAUCCACGUUUCUAAGCAGGAGAUGGACGAGCACAUGAGGAGUAUGCUGCACCACCGAGAGCUGGAGAAGCUCAAAGGCCGGGACUGCGGACACGAGUGCCGAGUGUGCAAGGUGACGGUGGCGAGCCUGACUGAUUAUGCCAGCCACAUUUCCAGUCCCACGCACAAGCAGAAUGUGGAGGCAGCGGAACAAAAGCCUGCUGGGAACGACCACGAGGACUACUUCGACCAGAAACUGGUGGACCUGAUUGAAAAGAGAAAAGAGCUCAUCAGGAAAGAAAAGGAGGCUGCUGCUGUGAAGCUGGCACAGGAAGAAGAGGAUUGUAGGAGAAAGGAGGAGUUUCAGCAGCGGUUAAAAGAAGCUAAGGAGCGUUACCAGCGGGAGUACAACUGGCAGCAGCCGUCCCAGGGCUUCGGUGGAGCUGGGCAGCACAAAACUUGGUACGGCAGCAACCGAUACAGUUGGCACCGUGGUCAACAGGGAAAGAGCGCCACCUGGCAUGCUCAGGAGCCUCCCAACUUCCAGAAAUGGGGAUCUGAAGAGUGUGUUGGUGGAAGCUUGCUUACCCAGGGAAAGUGGGACAGGAGGCAGUGGGAUCACGGUGGAUUGUCUGGCAAUCAACAGAAUCGACUGCCGUGGCUCAGCAGCGGCGGUAGCAGUAAUGGGGUCUACGGCCAAAACAAUAUUUCUCAGUACAAACAAAGACCCCGUCCCUUGGGCAGCUCGGGGCCAACCCUUACGCUUCCACCUCCCCCCAGUUUUUCUUCCCGAGGUUCUAGCCAGUUUCAAAAUACUGCCAGUAACGAGAGAAGUCAGCCAAGUAACAGGGUUCAAGUUAGCAAGGGACAAACAGCCGAAUCUGAGCACAGCGGCAGUAAGAGCUCUAAGACCUGUGGUAGCAAUCCAAAGCUGGACAAAGCCUGUCGCUGGUCGCCCUAUCCCGCCACAAAGGGCUGCGAGUCUGGGCCCCAUAAAGACACCAACCCAAAUUCAUCAGAGAAGCACCCCAAGGUCCCUAAGCCCCAGAAGCAAGAUACAGCACCUGAGACCAGUGCCUUCAACAAGCUGUCCCGACCUGAGAGGGGGCCGGGGCCGCUGCCUUCUAGUGGACGAGCUGUGGAAGCAAAAGAGAAGCCAAAAGCAGAUUUUAAAACCAAACCGAGGGAAAGCAGCAGCAGCAGCAGCAGUAGAAGCAGCAGUGCUCAGAGGGAAGGAACCCAGAGCUCUGCAUCCGCUCCCUCCAGUCAGAAGGUCAAUAAAUCCUCACUGCAGAAAGAUAAGAAGACAUCCUCACUUCCUGUUCUCGCCACUCAACUGAGUAAGGUCUCCGGUCAAGGGAACGCACAAUCAAAGCCCACUUCAAAACAAAGUGGACUCCGUUCAAAAGCUCCACCCAUUGGGCCCCUGAAGUCAAGGCAGGAACGGCAGCUCCCAGAAGUCCCCAGGAAAGAAAGACAGCCGGUGUUAGAAAAGAGAGGUUCUUUGGAUAGCUCAGGUAGCGACAGGAUGGAAAUCUCACAGCACAUUGUGGAGGAGCAGCAGAGGGACUGUGCUCAGAGUCAGAUCGGAGUGAACAAGGAAAACAGCUGCAGGCAGGAUGCAGCCAAACCAGAUGCAUCAGUCAGGCCAGAGAAGCCUGCAGUGAAAUCUCCAGACAGCCGCCAGUUCCUCCAGUCGUUACAAGUUAGCACCUCCACCAUGGAGAACUCGGAGUCUGCCGCCUCAAGCAGGGAAGAGGAGAACAGCGGGAAAGUGGGGGAGCCACCCUGCUCCUUGGCCCCAGAGGAGGCUCUGCAGGCUGUUGAGGCAGAGCAGAGCUCAGAGAGCGACACCUCCAGGAGUGGCGACACACAGGCCGUGUCAGGAUCGAACACAGGUCAGUCUAAGCUUGACCUUCCUCCCGUCUUAAAACGAGACCUGACCAAACACAUCAGCUCCAAGAGCAAAGCAGGAGGCCACGAGCCCAACCUGAACAUCGCCAGACGGGUGAGGAACCUGAGUGAGUCGCGGAGGAGUGACUCCGAGAAGGACUCGGGGCUCAAACCCACGGUGCGCCAACUCAUCAGCUCCUCCGGCUCCCGGCGCAACGUGAACUGGGAGCAGGUGUAUCAGGAGGUCAGGAAGAAGCAAGACAAAGGCAAAGGGAUGCCAAGGUUUGGGAUAGAGAUGGUGCCGAAUGAACAGGAGGACCAGAGCCAGGAGGAAGAUGACAUUCCCCGGUUAGAGGGUCUCAGCUGGGAGUCGUUGAUGGAAGCUUCUGCUCCCGUUGCCACGCGAAAACGCUCCUUAUCAGAGAGCAGCCUGGCCCCUGAAUCCUCUGCCUCGCUGUUUAAGUCCCUCUUGUCGAAGGAAAUGUCACAAAGAGAAAACCUCAGCUCGGAACCACAGGGAUCUUCUAUCUCUACCUUGUUCGCUCAAGGGAGCAAAGACGUCCACUGUAAACAAGAGGUGGAGGACUCACCCGAUCAGUUUGGGGCCAAAGCACAGAAGCAGCCAGAGAAGCCGACCUCAGCGACAGUGAGGGCCCUGCAGCGAUCGGACUCGGUGCUCGGGGACAGCAGCUCAGGGACGGAGCAGCUAGACGCUCAGGGAACAGGGAAGAGGCGACGAGCUGCUGGGGACGCUCACAGUGCAGAGACGUCGUGUUUGGAACACAACAGCAAAAGACGCAAGGUCAAAUCCAAAAAAGAUCGUCUGCAGAUCGACCAGCUGCUGGCUGUGUCUCUACGGGAGGAGGAGCUGAGUCGCUCCCUGCAGACUGUGGACUCCAGCCUGAUCCAGGCCCGCGCUGCGCUGGAGGCCGCCUACAUCGAGGUGCAGCGCCUCAUGGUGGUUAAACAGCAGGUGGCUGUAGAGAUGAGCACAAUGAGAAACAAGCGCAUUGAGUUACUUAAAGGGAUGCAAGGUAUUGAGGAGGAAGCCCCUCAGCUCAAACUGAAAGAAGAAAAGAUGGAUGUCCUGGAUACUGAUCCACACAUAGCCUCCUCCCUGAUGUUUUCCCCUGUGACGGACUCUGCUGCUGCUGCUGCCGCGCUCAGUCCGAGUCCUCCUGCUCAACGUGCCUCCCCCCCCUCCUCCAGUCUUCCCUUCAUGUCUACAGUUAUCAAAGAGGAGCCCCAGUCCCCCGUCCACGUCAGCUCGGAGCCGGACCCUCUGCAGAAUGUGGCCCUCAGUGCUCACAGCACCACACCGGAGCUGCCGGUCGCUCCUGCUGCAGCGUCUUCGCCAAAUCCUGGCCUCAACUUUCAGCCGUCUCCUGAGAGGAAUCCUGAGCUCUACCAAACCAAAACAGAACAUGUGUGGGAGAACCUUGGAGACCGAGACGAGAGCUCGCCAGGGCCGUGCGAGAGACUGGACAAGGGCGUCCAGGCAACCAGGAACUAUCUGGGAAUUGACUCCAAAUCCUCCAUAAAGCUUCUCUCACCGAGCAGGAAGAGCUCUGAUGUGGGAGCCGUGGUCGUCUGUGCAGCCACAAAGACCUUCGAGAUCCCCUCGGUGCCCUCGGUGCGCAAUCUGCCCGCCUCUCCGUGCGAACUGAGCAGCGGGAAGCGUGUGAGGAAGCUCAAGAAGAGGAAGGUGCUGAAGAAGGCCCAAGGAACAGAGCAGCUGGAGAGCAGUGACACCGAGGUAGAUGGGGAGUUCUCCAGGCCGAGGUGGCUCCGGCCACGCAGGAGACCCAGUGGAGGCUCCCAGGUCAGCACCUCCACUCUGCCCACAGACGAUAGAGAAGGUGACGUGACCAUGGAGGAGGUGCAGAGGCAGAAAGUUGACCACCAGCACAUGGUGGAGCUUCCCCACAUGGCCUCCACUGAGCUCAGGGUGAACUUGGAUUCAGAGGAGAGCAUGGAGGUCACAGCAGUCUGUCAGCAGCCCCACUCAGAUGCUCCACAUCCCACUAAAGUCCCACACACCUCCAGACCUGUGCCUCAGAACCUGGCCUGCAACGAGGUCACCUCCACAAGUGACAUGGACAUCUGCAAAUCCUCUGAGAGCGACUUGCCGUGUCCCGUCACGUUGCCCCAGACGCUGAAGAACUCAUCAGAUGUGUCUUCUGACCACGGUGAGGAUGUGAUGCCCACGGAGGGGGGGUUCGAGGGCCACCAGGAGGCGGUGAACGCCAUGCAGAUCCACAACGGGCAGCUGUUCACGUGCUCAGGAGACCGGACUGUCCGAGCCUUCGACCUGGUGAGUCAUAGAUGUGUGGGUGUGUACGGUGGCCACAGCUCCAAAGUGAGCUGCCUGUGGGUGUCCGCGGCUCCUAGCCUGCAUCACCGCCUGUAUACUGGUUCCAGUGAUCAGACCAUCCGCUGCUACAGUCUCAAGACUCAAGAGUUUGAGCAUCAGUUUUCCGUGUCAGACCGAGUCCUCUGCCUCCACAGCCGCUGGAAGACGCUGUACGCCGGCCUGGCCAACGGCACCGUGGUGACCUUUAACCUCAAGACAAACAAGCAGAUGGAGGUGUUCGAGUGCCACGGGCCCCGGGCCGUGAGCUGUCUGGCCACAUCGCAGGAGGGAGCAAGGAGGAUCCUGCUGGUCGGCUCCUACGACAGCACCAUCAGCGUGAGGGACGCCAAGAACGGGCUCCUGCUGCGCACGCUGGAGGGACACAUCAAAACCAUCCUGUGCAUGAAGGUGGUCAAUGAUCUGGUUUUCAGUGGCUCCAGUGAUCAGUGCGUCUACACACACAACAUCCACACUGGAAAGCUGGUGCGUGUCUAUAAAGGUCACAGUCACGCUGUCACCGUGGUGUCCAUCCUGGGGAAGGUGAUGGUGACCGCCUGCCUGGACAAACUGGUCCGAGUCUACGACCUGCAGUCUCACGACCAGCUGCAGGUCUACGGGGGACACAAGGACAUGGUGAUGUGUAUGACCAUCCACAAGAACUUGAUCUACACUGGUUGUUACGACGGCAGCGUGCAGGCCACCAAACUGAACCUGAUGCAGAACCACCGCUGCUGGUGGCACGGCUGCUCGCUGGUCUUUGGGGUGACGGAGCAUCUGCAGCAGCACCUGGUCAACGACCACACCAGUGCCAACGCCCAGACGUUCAAGUGCCGCUGGAAAAACUGUGAAGAGUUUUUCUCCUCGCGCAACAGCUCCAAGCAGGGGAUGCUGACUCACAUGUGUAAACAUGCUGAGGAGGAGCUUGACCUGGAGACUUAAAGUUCCGGUGGUAGUAACAUCGCCUUCUUCCCUCCCCCCCACACUGUUGACCUCCCAUAUUGGGGGGGGACCUUCUUGGGACCCACUUAACUUGUCAAGCCCGAUGAGUGGCGUCUGAUGACUCCAUCCUUUAUGUUCGGUGUUGGAAUCCAACCAGAUAGAAUCGCGACAGGAGGGUUGGAUGUGCUGUUGUUUAUUUUUAUAUGUUCUUUCAAAACACGCCUUCCUCUCUCUCUCCGUCAGUCUGACCACUGCAGUUCCUCUUUUCACUGACCAAAGUAAAACAAGGAAACACGACUUUACACCACUGAAGAAGCCUCAGCGUUGCAGGUAUCAGAGGGAGCUGUUCCGCUUUUCUUUCCAAAAAUGCGACAUUAAACCAGUGAUCAUCCUCCGGAUUGGUCUGCUUCUAUAUGGCAUGGGCUUAAGAGAUGUUUUUUAUUGUUGUUGUUGUGAUGUUUCAUGUUGAGCAACCUACUGUUAUUUUAGUUUUCUUCUACAAAGUUUCCUUUGUUCACGCCAAGUAGACAAUAAUAAUUUAAAGUUUUCAGAUAUGAAUGAUGUCGUCUCCCAGUUGUGGGAAAAAAACAGCUUUUGAAGGAGUUUCAUUGAAGUGACAGGAAUUAGUUAUUUUUCCAGUUUGGUUGUAAUUUUAUUUUGGCGGUGAGGAAUAACAGAUUCUCACGUUGGGUUCAGUUACUGUUGUUUUAUUUUGUUCUGUUGCUCAUUCAGGUGAUUUAAAGGAGUUGAGGGAUUUAGGUGCGGUGCUGUGUGACUCGGCCUGACGUGGCCUUUUGAGAAUUUGCCUUUGCAGUGAAAACUGAACCGUGAUGUGAACGUGGUGAUGUGUGUGUGUGUGUGUAUGUUUGUGUUAAUGUGUGGAUUUAUUCCUGAUAACUGUCGACAGAGUGUUUUUCCAUGAGUGAGAGUGAAGUAUUUUGUUGACGGGAUAAUCCCUCUCGAGGAAAUGUUGUAUUUUUGGAAUUAAUUUAAUAUUUGGAGCAUCGAGUAGAGGGCGGGAUGGUUUACUGACAAAGUGUGGACGUGAAGGAUGUUCAGAGGAGGUGUUGGAUGGAAGAGCUUGAAGGGAAGAAUAAGGAUUCAUGUCCCAUGCCAUACUUCACCCUCUUUAAAGACAAGCGAGUUGGUAACCGCUUUUUUAACCGGCUCAUUAGACCAGUUUUAACCAGUGUGAGGGUCCAGUUGACUCAGUGUGGUGAGCGCUCUCUGGGUCAGAACCUCGACAGAGGGUUUGUUCACCGGAUGUUCUCUCAGCCGCCGUCCUUCAAACUCCCCUCGACCGUUUGUCAGCUUCGAUGAAAACGUGCGGUUCCCCUCUUACCUGGCAUCCCUGGGUUUCUUCAAGUUUUUCAGUUGUUCUCAAAGUUGUGACGAGAUAUUUUUUAAGAAAGUGCAAUCAAAGAAAUUGUUAAUUAUAAUAAAAAAAAGAAUGUUGCAGCAUUUAAAA
This is a messenger RNA of Platichthys flesus (European flounder), 6801 nucleotides long. RefSeq names its product zinc finger protein 106a (gene znf106a). Gene Ontology annotation, molecular function: RNA binding; zinc ion binding; SH3 domain binding. The record is from RefSeq and is a predicted model, not a curated record. The coding region runs from base 135 to 5333 and encodes 1732 amino acids. NCBI's taxonomy places the organism in Eukaryota, Metazoa, Chordata, Actinopteri, Pleuronectiformes, Pleuronectidae. Gene Ontology annotation, cellular component: membrane; cytosol. The transcript has 22 exons.